AUGCGGACGGCGGCCGACGAGUGGAUAUGGUUGCAUACGGUAUUUGCAGUGCGUGGAAAUCUUAGCCACGAACAACAGGAUGGACGACGAGUUCGGCAUGUGAUCCAUUGCUAUUAUCAAACGCUAAGUGGCAUCGAAGCAGCUACUCUGCAAGCGAACUCUUGGAUUUACAAUAUGCGACAUACUUAUCCUGCUGCAUUCCCAUGCCAAGAAUCUCCUACACCUGUGAGUCUCAUUGAUUCUCAUGUCCUGGAGCUUUCACCGUAG
Molecule: messenger RNA, 267 nt
Organism: Strongylus vulgaris
Lineage: Eukaryota; Metazoa; Nematoda; Chromadorea; Rhabditida; Strongylidae
Source: the annotation of a GenBank genome assembly